Molecule: messenger RNA, 2886 nt
Organism: Pseudozyma hubeiensis SY62
Lineage: Eukaryota; Fungi; Basidiomycota; Ustilaginomycetes; Ustilaginales; Ustilaginaceae
Exons: 1
Coding region: 1-2886 (961 amino acids)
Biological process (GO): protein import into nucleus
Cellular component (GO): nuclear membrane; cytoplasm
Molecular function (GO): small GTPase binding
Source: RefSeq, a predicted model, not a curated record
AUGCAGGCUCUCAAUACUCUGUACACCGAUCCAAACAACCAGGCAAAAGCUUCCGCCAAUGCGUGGCUUCAAAACUUCCAACAGACCUCGGAAGCUUGGCAAACCGCCAACUCUCUGCUCUUGGCCUCCGAGCUGCCCAUCGAACCUCGACUUUUUGCCGCCCAGACCUUCCGAUCGAAAAUCACCUUCGAUCUCGAGCAGGUGCCCAGCGAGCAACGGAUAUCUUUGCGCGAUACCCUCCUCACGGCGCUCUCAGCCUAUGCAUCGGGACCUCGCGUCAUUCAAACACAGCUCAGUCUGGCACUCUCGGGCCUAGCCCUCCAACUUGAUGAGUCCGAAUGGCCUACCGUGGUGCCGGGAAUGAUCGAAAGAUUCGGCUCGAGCCCAGAAGCCGUCCCCGUCCUGCUCGAAUUCCUCACCGUGCUCCCUGAAGAGGUCAUCACCAACCACCGAAUUCCUAUCGACAACGACUUUUAUAAUGCCCGAUGCCACUUCCUGCUUUCGGCUGCGGCAUCCGAGGUUCUCAAACUGCUUUCCAUGUAUGUUCAGGCUUCCGGCUUGACCUCGCAGAUCCAAAACGGUAUCUUUCAAUGUCUGCGGUCCUGGCUCAAGAGCGGCGAGGUGUCGGCAGGUCAGAUGGCCGAGACGCCUCUCUUUGACUUGUCAUUCGAUGCGCUCGCGUCGGACGAGCUCUUUGACGUGGCAACCGACGUCGUCUGCGACCUCAUCAACGAAACGCAAGAGGUAGAGGAGAACAUGCAGGUGAUUCAACGCGUGCUGGCGCGCCUCCAUCCUCUGCGCCAAGAGUUGUCCUCCGCUGGUGACGACGAGGACAAAGUGCGAGGGCUCUGUCGUAUCUUUGUCCAAGCGGGCGAGGCUUACCAUCGCAUCAUUGUGCGUCACCAGAACGAGCUUUUCCCAAUCGUCGAAGCCAUCGCCGAGUGCACGGCGUAUCACGAUCUCGACAUCGUCCAGAUUACCUUCCGCUUCUGGUACCUGUUGUCAGGUGCCCUGUCAUACGCGCGUGAUCAGUCCGGAAGCGCUGAGAUUGCACGAUUCUACCCGCUCUACGAGAGGCUGCUCGAAGUCAUCAUCCGGCAUCUCCGUUUCCCUGAUGACCCGGAUGCGCUCACAGGGCAGGAGCGCGACGACUUCCGAUCCUUCCGCCACUUUAUGGGCGACACGCUCAAGGACUGCUGCCACGUGCUCGGUUCACGCCAGUGUCUUUCGCGGUCCCUCGGUAUCAUCCAGGCGACCAUUUCGCAAUCGACACCGCAAACGCUCAAGUGGCAAGAUGUUGAGGCACCGCUGUUCAGCAUGCGUGCCAUGGGCGCCGAGGCGGAUCCUAGGGACGACGAGAUCCUUCCGCAGAUCAUGAAUAUCAUCCCUACGCUUCCUGAUCAUCCCAAGCUCAAGUACGCCGGACUGCUUGUGAUCUCGAGAUACACGGAAUGGAUCGACAAUCAUCCCGAGCAGAUCCCUGCGCAGCUCUCUUACAUCAGCGCCGGUCUGGGAGAAGCCGAAAAGGAUGUUGCAGCUGCCGCAGCACAGGCGAUGAACUUUCUCUGCCAAGACUGCUAUCGCCAUCUCGUGACGUACUUACCCCAGCUCUACGAGUUCUUCCGCUCGGUCAACGACAAACUCGGUCCUGACGAUCUGGUCUCGAUCUCUGAAGCAAUUGCAUAUGUGAUCGCCGGCAUGCAGCCCAACGAGGCACCGCAGGCGCUCAUGCAAUUCGCACAGCCGCUGCUCGAGUCGCUCAGUCAAAUCCUGGCCCUCGAAAACCCGGGCAAGGAUCAGCUGCGCAGAGCAGCUGACAGGAUGGAGCAGCUGGAAAAAAUGCUUGCAGUUGUCGGACCCGAAGUCGCGCGCAGCUUGCCGCAGGCGUGUUCCAAGACCUGCGAUGAGGCGUACUCGGUCGUCGAUCGUGUGCUUGCCUCGCAUGGUCAUCACUAUUUCAUUUCGGAGCGCGCAUGUGGACUGCUUCGACGCGGUCUCCAGCUGUUUGGCCAGCUUGCUGCGUCGACGCUGGUACCGCUUCUGGAGCGUCUGGCAUCGUGCUUCGAGCAAACUGGCAACCCAGGCUACGUGUGGAUCGUAGGCAAGUGCUUCGAUGCGUUUGGUAGGGAUAGCAGUAUGGCCACCGGCGCAGCGCUUCGAGGCGCGUUUGAACGGAUCAACGCCAAGGUGACGCAGUUGAUGGAGAACACGAUGCCCGCCGAGAUGGGUGACGUGCUGGAUGACUACAUCAACACGUGCCUAACUGUUCUACACAGCGCCCCUUCGAUCCUGCUACUGUCGCCACAGUUCGCGCAGGUCUUCCGAGCGGCGCUAGCUGCGCUGACUUUGCUCAAGACAGAGACCGUCUCGACGGCGUUGGACUUCGUACUGGGUGUCGUAGGACACGAUGCACUGAUGAUGCCGGUGACCGGAUCGCAACCGGGUACACCUCUGGCGGCGGCAAAUGCUCAGGGCUCCGACGGGACGCCGUCGAUGGAUGACAUGACAAGCUUCGCAGCAGCCAUCCGACACGUGGUGGGACAACAGGGUUUCCAGCUGGCAUCGGUGCUGCUGAACGGCCUGGUCACGCAGUUCAGUCCCGACGUGGUUCCGGUGGUCAACACGACGCUCAAGGUGAUCUCUUCGGGCUUUGCUCAGGAGAUGGCGGCUUGGGUGCCAGGCAUCGUGGAGCAGCUGCCAACGAGCUACGUGCCAGAGAAGGACAAGGAGGCUUUCCUCAAACGAUACCUGCGCGCCAUCGGUGGUGUCAAGAGCUUGGAGGAGAUCACACAGUGUCUGCGUGGAUUGUUUGCGGCUUCGCGCCAGGCGCGAGAGAGGAGCCGUGCAAACAGGGAAGGAGGACCAGCCGGGUUGUUGGAUCGUUGA